Molecule: messenger RNA, 192 nt
Organism: Priceomyces carsonii
Lineage: Eukaryota; Fungi; Ascomycota; Pichiomycetes; Serinales; Debaryomycetaceae
Exons: 1
Coding region: 1-192 (63 amino acids)
Source: RefSeq, a predicted model, not a curated record
AUGUGCAGCUCCUGGAAAUCGCUUGGUGUCAAGGAUGUUGUCAAUCAAUAUAAUUUAGGACCACAAUGGCAGACUUAUAUAUUCUUGCAAGAUGACGAUGUAGCUUAUGAAAUUAAUAGAAGAUUAAUUGAGCAAAACAAUGGCUGCAUCAGCUUCUGUUAUAAACUGGAUACAGAUAUAAAGAAGACCUAA